CCUACUUCUGCUGAGAUUGUAUGUGAUGCACUGUAUGCAUGUCUCUGCACUCAAAUGAGACUGCAAAUCUGACCUGUGUGACUUUCCACUUUAAAUCAUGCGGCUUCAGCAUGCGGCAUCCUCUUUGAGACUACUCUCAGCCAAUCAGUGAUCGUCAGCUUAUUUGCAUCACUGCACAACUGACCACUCCGCUCCUCCAAGGGGCGGGCAUUAGAGACAUUUCGUUUGACAUUGUAAAUAAGCAAGGGGGACAGUUGUUUGAGUAGUCAGUUGUUCAUUCUAGCGCCGACAAGCAACUGAAGAAAAGACGACCUGCACGGCACAGACAUCCAAGACCUGCAACCCGACACCGUCUUUUAGUCUAUUUGCGUCUUUUGUGCAACUUUCGUCGUCUUUUGUCUGUUUUUUUCUCUCUCGUUCUUUUCAUUCCCUGACCCCUAUCCUGCUGCUCAAGCAGAUUUGGAGAUGUCAGCAGACUCUUUUGGAGCCGGGGGUAGUGAUGCCCAGCAGAGUCUACAGUCCUUUUGGCCCAGGGUCAUGGAGGAAAUCAGGAAUCUUACCGUGAAGGAUUUCCGUGUGCAAGAGCUUCCUCUUGCUCGCAUCAAGAAAAUUAUGAAACUGGAUGAGGAUGUGAAGAUGAUCAGUGCCGAGGCGCCCGUGCUGUUUGCCAAAGCAGCACAGAUCUUCAUAACUGAGCUCACUCUCAGAGCCUGGAUCCAUACUGAGGACAACAAGCGUCGUACACUACAGAGGAACGACAUCGCCAUGGCCAUCACUAAGUUUGACCAGUUCGACUUCCUCAUCGAUAUUGUCCCACGGGAUGACCUCAAGCCUCCAAAACGACAGGAGGACGUGCGACAAUCUGUUGCCCCGACCGAGCCGGUCCAGUAUUACUUCACUCUGGCACAGCAGCCCAGCGCUGUUCAGGUCCAAGGUCAGCAGCAGGGCCAGCAGGUGGCCGCUCCCACCGCCACCACACUACAGCCGGGGCAGAUUAUCAUCGCUCAGCCCCAGCAAGGCCAGGUAUUGCAGGGAACCACCAUGCAGCAGCUGCAGCAGGUGCAGGUCGCUCAAUCACAGGCGACCCCUAUCACGAGCGCUCCGGUGACCAUGCAGGUGGGCGAGGGCCAGCAGGUGCAAAUUGUGCAGGCGGCUGCACAGGGGCAGGCGCAGGCUCAGGCACAGGCUGCACAGCCAGCUGGACAGACUAUGCAGGUCAUGCAGCAGAUCAUCACCAACACAGGAGAGAUUCAGCAGAUUCCAGUGCAGCUUAACACUGGCCAGCUGCAGUACAUUCGCUUGGCUCAGCCAGUCUCAGGAACACAGGUUGUUCAAGGACAAAUACAGACUCUUGCAACAAAUGCUCAGCAGAUAACACAGACAGAAGUACAACAGGGUCAACAACAGUUCAACCAGUUUACUGAUGGGCAGCAGCUGUAUCAGAUCCAGCAGGUGACGAUGCCUGCGGGGCAGGAGCUGACCCAGCCCAUGUUUAUUCAGUCCACCAGCCAGACAGCUGACGGGCAGGUCACUGCGCAGGUCAGCGCAGACUGAGGCCGUGGAUCCUCUUCCAUACUUGCCCAUGGAGCUCCCGACACUACCAACCACCAUAUGCAGUGAAGGGAAGGCGAUACCACACACAAACCACUUCAGUCUUUGCACUUCUACGCCAUGUUUUGAUCAAGUUUUCCAACUAUCAUUCAUCAGCCUACGACUUUAGGUUAACGCUUCAUAAUUUAGGUACCAUCCAAAAUACACGUAUUGCUGUUAGCUCUGUUUGUUAGUCUUUUGGUCUGUUUACUACAGUACUGGGUAACGGAAGGAUCAAUGUGUUGUGGCAGAAAUCCCACUGUAUUAUGUCUUUUGCAAUAAGGCUAAAGUGUAUUUAAACCCACCGUCUUCCUCGCAGUGCUCAUAGAAUAGGUCCUUGUUCUUAGUUAAAUGGAUAUGGGUAGAUAUUAUGCGUUUUGAUUUUUGCAUUUCUAGUCAUAUGGUCAGGCUUGUGAAUUGGUAACGGUAAGUCUUUAGGAGGGCUUUUCUCAGCUGUGAAUGAAAUUAACCUGUUUUGUUUUUAAAGCCCUCAUCCAUUUUGACAGAUCAUGCCAUCUCAUGAUGUGUAGACUUGUAAACUUGAUAAAAAAGCCAUAAUCUACACAUUCUGUACACGAGUAUCUCCAUUGUUUGUAAUUCACUAGUAAUCGUAUUAGUUAAGUUGUAGUAUCUUGUAUAGUUUUGAAAUUUGAUAACAUUGUAUUUGUUAAAGGGCUGCUUCUUCUUCUUCUUGGGUUUUCUACAUGCAAAAUUGUCUUUUUGUGUGUGUGUGAGUGCGCGUGAAUGUGUGUAGGUAAUUGAUGUGCUCUUUAUGGGCGUCUUUCUGGACCAGUUUAAAAGAGACCCCUAUGCCCCUAGCAAUAGAACUACUCUAAUGUUGCCCACUGUAAAAACAACACCCUAAUUGAACAAAAUCCUUUUAUAUAAAAACAUUUUUAAUACCAGUUGUAACUUUUUUUAAUAAUCCCCUCGUGUUUUUCAUUGUUGUUAUUAUUAUUAUUAUUGUCAGUUAUGUUGUUUAGCAUGUAGUUAUGACUGCCAGCAUGAUAUGCAAUACUUGGCUGCAUAUUUUAUUUUUGUGUUCUUUUUUGUAAACAGACCUUGGUUUGUGGAAAAUAAAACAUUUCAAAAGGACGAAAAUUGUGU
Messenger RNA from Paramisgurnus dabryanus, 2697 nucleotides. RefSeq names its product nuclear transcription factor Y, gamma (gene nfyc). The record is from RefSeq and is a predicted model, not a curated record. Gene Ontology annotation, molecular function: DNA-binding transcription activator activity, RNA polymerase II-specific; RNA polymerase II cis-regulatory region sequence-specific DNA binding; protein heterodimerization activity. Lineage: Eukaryota; Metazoa; Chordata; Actinopteri; Cypriniformes; Cobitidae. Gene Ontology annotation, biological process: regulation of transcription by RNA polymerase II. Gene Ontology annotation, cellular component: CCAAT-binding factor complex; nucleus.